Messenger RNA from Paramecium sonneborni, 4147 nucleotides. The record is from the annotation of a GenBank genome assembly. Lineage: Eukaryota; Ciliophora; Oligohymenophorea; Peniculida; Parameciidae.
AUGGAAUAAUCAUUCUUGAGAAAAUAAGUGAAAUCAGACAACUGGUUAUUUAGUGAUAUCACACCUCUAAUUACUACCAUAAACAGUAUGGAUGGAUAAAUACAAAAUAAUGAUCUGAGAAAAUUUGUCAUUAAAGAGUCAGAUUGUGAACAUAUCCUAUAAAAACUAAAAGAGUAAAAAUUUAGAAAAAUUAAUUAGUAUUUUACAAUCAAAGCCCUAACAUCUCUACAGAAAAAUCUUUCGACAUUUUUUUCUUCAACGAACUAUUUAAUUACUUGGAAUUUAAACAGUCACAGAUAUAAUAAUGUUUGGAAAUUUACUAAUGUUGAAUUAUGCAACAAAUUCUUUAAUAAAUUUAGACAGAGAUCAUAUGUAUAAACCCAUAUUAUCAAUAUGUGGAAUUAUUUGUCUAUCUCUUCUCAAGUAUUUUUAAAGUUUUAUAAAUAAGAACAUAUUUUAAUGCCAAAACAGAUCAAUUUGUAAAUUUAUUUGUGCUUCGACUUCGAUUGAUAUCAUAAUAUUUAAUCUAUGAUAAAGCUUUAAGAGUCUAAUGUAUAAGUAGUAAAGGUGAUAGUGAUAGUCAUUCAGCUAAUAUCAAUGUAAAAUGAUUAUAAAUCUUAGACUCUUCUAACUGCAGACUUAGAUCAAAUUAUGUUAAUAAAUUUCACUAUAAGAGAUACUUGGGAAGCCAUUCUAUUAAUUACAGGAUGUUUAAUAUUUUUAUAUCAUCUUGAUUCUCAUGCAGGUACAAUAGUUGUAAUAACUAUGUUAUGUGCUUAAGUUUUUAAUCUAAUAGUUACUGCAGUAAUGAUGAAAUCAGAAAAGUUCAUGUUACAAUAUAAGGAUUUGAGAGUUGGAUUGUCAACUGAUGUGAUUGAGGGAAUGAAGUAAAUAAAAUAUUUGUCAUGGGAAGAAACUUUUAGCAAAAAAAUUAUGGGAUUUAGAAAUUGGGAAUUCUUUAUGCUUAGUUUAUUAAAAGGUUUUGAUGGAUUAUGUUCAAUAUUUUGGAAUAAUGUUAGUUAUGUUCUUUUAUGUACAUAUAUAAUCUCAUCAGUUGGAAAUGGUAAAUCUCUAUCUGACUUAAACAUAUUUUCAUUAAUAGCUGUUUUUAAUAUGAUGAUAUUUCCUUUAGGAAUUUUACCUUGGUGUAUAAAUUCUGGCUUAUUGGCUUAUGUAUCAUUUAAUAGAAUUUCUAAAUUUCUCUAAUAACAGGAGAUUGAUCCAGAUGAUCGAUUCUAAUUACCUUAUCCAAAAGAAGGAGAUGUUAUAUUAAUAGAAGGUUUAUUAUGUGAAUGGCCAAUAGAACAUAGUGAAAAAGAAAAAAGAGCAUAAAAAAAAAAUUAAAUUAGUGAUGAUAUAUUGGUAUUUAAUUAAACUGAUGAAAAUUCUUAAUUUGUAUUAAAGAUAAAUGAAUUAAAGAUUGAGAGAAAUACAUUAAAUUUUGUAAUUGGUAAAAUUGGAUCUGGUAAGAGUGCUCUUUUUAAUGCAAUAUUAAAUGAGUUAUAAAAGUAUAAUUAAUAUGAAGGAAUGUACAAUAGUAUUUCAAUUAGAUCUGAUUCACUACUUUCAGGAUAAAGAAUGCUUACAAUUAGUGAUUAAAUAUUAAUUAAAGGAAAUAUAGGUUAUUGUUCUCAAACAACUUGGGUUUAGAAUAUGAGUAUUCGUGACAAUAUAUUAUUUGGAUUGCCUUUUAAUUAAAAUUUGUAUAAUGAAGUGAUAGAUGUAUGUGAAAUAAGAAAAGAUAUAAUGACAUUUGAUAAACAAGAUUUUCAUGAAAUAGGACCUGAUGGUAAGAAUUUAAGUGGAGGAUAAAAACAAAGAAUUACUUUAGCUAGAGCUUUAUAUUAAAAUUGUGAUAUAUAUUUAUUUGAUGAUAUAUUUUCAUCUUUAGAUAUUCAUAUAGCUGAUUAGAUAUUUUAGAAAACAAUAUUGUAAUUUUUAAUCAAUAAAGGAAAAACAGUAUUAUUAAUUACUUCUCAUUAUCGUUAUUUAAAUUAAGUACCUUAAACAGUGAAAUCAAGAAUAAUUUAUUUAGAAAAUGGGUAAAUAAUAAAUGAUAUAAAUCAAAUUAAUGAAUAUCUGUAAAAAGAAUAAGAACCAUAAGAAGAUUAGUAAAAUAUUGAGGAAGAAUUAGAAGAAGUGAUACCAGAAUUGAUUAAAUAAUAAAGUUCUAAGAAAUCUGAAAAAGAAUAAUUUAAAAAUAAAAUUGAAGAAGAUGAAACUGAAAAUUAAGAGUAAAGAGAAUAAGGGAAGAUUAAUAUGAAUACUUGGUUAACUUAUUUUAGUAGCAUGAGUUGGUUCCUUUUAAUAGGAUGGGUGAUUGUUAAUUUUUUUAUGUAAGGAUCUAUGUCUUUAAUUGAUUUCUGGUUGAAAUCCGAAUUAAAAGGUGAUGAAACUUGGUUACAUUAAAUUACAGUUUAUUAUAAUAAUUCAUUUACUGACACUUUACUUUAUCUUACUUUAUUUGCCUUAUUGGUUACAUUUGUUAGAGCUGUUUUAUAUGUUUCAACAGCUUUAAGAUCAGCUUGGGUGCUAUUCAUAAAGUAAAAAUAAUUUUUAUAUUUAUUUAGACUAAAUAAAACAUUAAUGGAAUCUGUUAUGAAAUUUUAUGAUAAAACAAAUGCAGGAAGAAUUAUUAAUAGAAUAUAAGAUGAUACAUAAAUGAUAGAUGAUGAUUUAAGUUGGACCUUUCAUUGUUUCUUAGAAAAUGUUAGUAGAGUGACAGGUUUAUCUAUAGGGUUAGUAAUACUCUAGCCUAUUUUUGUAUUAAUAUUAUUUGGAGUUGUUCUACUUUAUUAUUAAGUGAGUAAAACUUAUAUCAAAUCAAAUAGAGAAAUAAAAAGAUUGAAAUCAGUCAAUUAAGGAUCAUUACUUUAAACUGUAAAUGAAACUUUGACUGGAAUUAAAUUAAUCAGAGCUUUUGAUAAAAAUUCUUAAUUUUCUUAAACCUUUUAAAAUAAACUUUAUAAUUGGGUAAUGACUGAUUAAUGUGGAGAAAGAUCUAAAUUAUGGUUUGGAGUAAGAUUAAAUUUGAUGAGUAAUUUAAUACUUAUUUGUGUAUCAAGUUUUGUCAUACUUACUGUAAUAUUGGAUUUUUAAGAUGAUUAUUCUGUAUAAGCCUUAGCAAUUACUUAUUCUAUGGUAGUUUUAGAUAGUUUUUAUGAUUUAUUUUCUUUAUAUUUAAGAAUGGAAUCUGGAAUAGUUUCUGUUGAAAGAGUCAAAUAAUAUUUUAGCAAUGAAACAGAAAAUAUUGAUAAAAUUUCAAUAUUGCCUAAGGUUGAUUUAGAAAUUUGGAAGGAUGUAUAAGAAUUUACAGAAUUCAAAAUAGAAAAUGCAGUAACUUUUAAAAAUAUAUUUUUAACAUAUGAGAAUGUUUCUGCUUAAGCUAAGUUUGCUUUAAAAAAUUUUUGCUUGACUAUUAAGAAAGGAUAGAAAAUAGCAUUUGUUGGGAGAACUGGAUCUGGUAAAACUUCGAUAUUAAAUAUUUUAUUUGGACUUUACAAUCAUUAAUAUGGAAAGAUCUUUAUAAACGGAAUGGAUGUAAUAUAAUUUUAUAAUUAACUUUUAUUAGACUUCUAAAUUAACUUUAAGAGAAUUAAGAUCUCAAUUAUCAGUAGUACCUUAAUUUGGAUUUUUAUAUAAUGCUAGUGUAAAAGAUAAUUUAGAUCCACAAAAUAAAACAAAUAAAGAAACUAUAGAAAAAUUAUUUAUUGAUACUGGAUUUUAAUUAAGAGGUAUCAAUAAUACCAACAGUAAUUCAUGUAAUGCUGAUUUUAUUAUAUCAUAAAAUGGAUCCAAUCUAUCCAAUGGAGAAAAAUAAGUUCUCAACUUUUUGAGAAUUGUUCUUAUGAACAAAGAGAUUAUUUGUUUAGAUGAAGCUACUUCAAACAUGGAUCCAAAAACAGAUUAAGUAUAUAAUUUUUUAUUUAUUCUAUAGUUAUUGCAUGAUUUACUUUUCAAAUUUGCCGAAAAUAGAACACUAUUGGUUAUUACUCAUAGAUUAGAAAAUAUUAAAAUUUAUGAUAAGAUUAUUGUUAUGGAAUAAGGUGAAAUAGUAGAAUAAGGAGAAUAUUAAGAAUUAAUUAAGAUAGAAGGGGGCUUUUUCAAUAAAUUAAUUAAUCAUCACCAAUAAUAAAAAUUGGAUUGA